Molecule: messenger RNA, 1467 nt
Organism: Prosopis cineraria
Lineage: Eukaryota; Viridiplantae; Streptophyta; Magnoliopsida; Fabales; Fabaceae
Product: protein DA1-related 5-like
Exons: 2
Coding region: 83-649 (188 amino acids)
Biological process (GO): defense response to fungus
Source: RefSeq, a predicted model, not a curated record
CUCUCACUCAUAUAAACCAGAUGAGGUAACUGAGUUUUGGUCGACGAUCGACGACGCAGAGUGAUUGUCAAGGCAGGAAGACAUGGGAGGCGUAGGCGAGCUGGUUGGUGGUGCCGCUCUGGGAACCGUGUUUUCAGAGUUAUGGAAUACAGUGAAGGAUGCCAAGAACCGUCUCAAAGACUUCAAAAACAAAUUGCAGGACCUGGAUGAAACUCUCCAAGAUCUCGAUCCAAUGGUCAAAGAUAUACAAAACUUCAACGCCCAGCUGAAGCGAUCCGAUCAGCGUGAUGUAGAUCACUUAAAGUCAGUGAUGGAAAAGGGUUCGAAUCUUGUUUCCAAGUGCCUUCUCUUUCGACGACGAGACUUCAUCAAGAAGAUAUAUUACCACAAGAAGCUUGUGGAGCUCGACAACGACAUCAUCAUCUUCAACAAUAAACACAAUCUGUUGAACACUUUUCGGGAGGUCAAGCUUCUACACUUGAAAGUCGACAAACUCUCCGAUCAGAUUCAAAGCCAAAGACCUUCCACUAGUAAAUCCUCCGGUCGUGGUGGUGGUGGUGGUAGCUCCUCCACCUUAUGCCGGAGUUCCAAGAUCUUACAAUAUACCUUUUCUCGUCCUCGCUGUCGUUUACCUUUAUGUUGUCUUUGAUGCUGCCGGGACUGGAAUAGCGUUGGUCAUUUUCUUCUUCGCUUUGCUCAUCUACAAACUCGUCUUGUUGGUGCUUGAAACUGACACUGGAAUCGCCAUGAUCAUAAACGACGCUGGUCAGCUGAAAACGACGAUAAAAAAACUAAGAUCUACCCUGAAAUCACUGGCUCCGGUGCUGGAGGAGAUUGAUCAUGAAAGUCAAAAUGGUGAAAAGACUGAGAAGACUUAUGGAAGAGGGUGAGAAGCUGGUUCGAAAUGGCUUAAAGAUAGGAUCUUGGAACGUUGUUGAGAAGUGGGAGUACCAGAAAAAGAUAGUGGAGCUCGAAAAUAAGCUCUUAAGGUUCCAUAGCCGUCAUCUGCAAGCUCGCUUGGAAACGAUGAUUGACGCGGCAAGUGAUGGCUUAGAGAUGAAUGAGAAUGAAUAUUCUUUUUAUAAGCCCGCACGUUAUUUUGAUGAGGAUCCUCAUAUGAAGGAAGGGAGGCAUACGGAAAGAAAAGCAUAUGAAUCAGAACCACACAACAUGCUCAACGAUUUAGAAUCCUAUCAGCUUCUGGACUACAGUAGCCCCGUUUCAAGUUCCAUUGUGGGAUUUCAACAACAAGCAUUGGGAAACUAAAACAUAGGAAGCUACAACGUAACUUUCAUGUUUUAUUCUUUCUUUCUUUUUUUUUUUUCUAGUCUGAAGUCGUCAAAAUUGGGCUCAAAUUGUAUGCACUCCUUGCACGGGGACCUGCCGGAGCAAGACCAUGUAUGGCUAUACUUUUCUUCAAGGAUUAGGUUGAACAAUCCUUUGGGUCAAUAAAUAUGUGUCUGUGAC